Messenger RNA from Solanum verrucosum, 1837 nucleotides. RefSeq names its product LEC14B homolog. Lineage: Eukaryota; Viridiplantae; Streptophyta; Magnoliopsida; Solanales; Solanaceae. Gene Ontology annotation, molecular function: protein binding. The transcript is spliced from 10 exons. Gene Ontology annotation, cellular component: Cul4-RING E3 ubiquitin ligase complex. The record is from RefSeq and is a predicted model, not a curated record. Gene Ontology annotation, biological process: proteasome-mediated ubiquitin-dependent protein catabolic process. The coding region runs from base 236 to 1648 and encodes 470 amino acids.
UGUGAUCCAACCAGGGGCCUUACCAGAACACCCCAGCUAUUAGCUAAAUCCAAUAGGUGUUGCGGAUUUUCUAACUUCCAGGAGUAGACCCUCUACUUCCACGUAUUCGCUACACAGACCGUCAGCAAUUUCAACAAAAUCAAAAUUUACUUUCUUGGAUUCUGCACCUUCUUCUCAAUCCUAAGUUUGGUGUAGCAUGGUUAGGUACUUUGAGGGGAAGUGACAAAGAUAGACAAUGAGCAGGUCUAGAAGGUUCUUGAAUGAAAGGGCUAGGGGAGAUGGGAUGAAACUUAUUGAUGAAAGAGGUGGAACAAGUGUUCUUGAUCAUGAAAUUUCCCAACUUACAAAGAUUAGGUCAAAUCCCCAUGAAAGAAUGAGACACCUGCUUCCUGGCAAGGGAAAAGAACCAGUUUCAUCUGUUAAAAUGUUGGCUGCUAGAGAAGGGAAUUAUACAGGCAGAGGAAGAUUUUCGUCAUCUGAUUGUUGUCAUCUUCUGAGCCGGUAUCUUCCAACAAAUGGUCCUUCUGUAGUUGACCAAAUGAGGAGCUGUGCUUAUGUUUCACAGUUUUCGACGGAUGGUUCUCUUUUUGUUGCUGGAUUUCAGGAAAGUCAUAUUAGGAUAUAUAAUGUUGAUCAUGGCUGGAAAAUCCAGAAGGAUAUUAGAGCAAAAAGUUUGAGAUGGACAAUCACUGAUACGUCGCUUUCUCCUGAUCAACGUUUUCUUGUUUAUUCCAGUAUUUCACCCAUUGUCCAUAUUGUUGAUGUUGGAUCUGGCAUGAAACAGUCUGUUGCAAAUGUUACGGAAAUUCAUGAAGGCUUGGAAUUUUCUUCCCCUACCUAUGAUUAUGACAAUUAUACAUUUGGAAUAUUCUCUGUGAAGUUCUCUACUGAUGGGCGAGAACUUGUUGCUGGCAGCAGCGACAGUUCAAUAUAUGUUUAUGAUCUUGAAGCAAAAAGGCUAAGUCUCCAAAUUCCGGCUCAUACGUCUGAUGUUAAUGCUGUAUGCUUUGCUGAUGAAACUGGACACCUCAUAUAUUCUGGAAGCGAUGAUAGCCUGUGUAAGGUUUGGGACAGGCGUUGUUUUGGUACUAGAGAGCAAGCAGCUGGGGUUCUUAUUGGACAUCUAGAAGGCAUUACAUAUGUUGACACUCGAGGAGAUGGCCGGUAUCUUAUCUCAAAUGGGAAAGAUCAGGCUAUCAAACUCUGGGAUAUAAGGAAAAUGUCUUCUAACAUUAAUUACUCCCCAAGGCCUAGAAGUUAUGACUGGGAUUACAGAUGGAUGGACUACCCAGAGCAUGUUAGAAACAAGAGAAAUCCACAUGACCUGUCAUUGGCUACUUAUAAAGGCCACUCAGUCUUGCGCACUCUUAUCCGCUGUUAUUUCUCUCCUGCACAUAGCACAGGGCAGAAGUUCAUCUACACUGGAUCAAGCGAUUCUUCUGUCUAUAUCUAUGAUGUGGUGAGUGGAGCUCAGGUUGCAAAACUUGAUUACCAUCAGGAGCCGGUGAGAGACUGUAACUGGCACCCUUACUACCCUACGCUCGUUAGCUCUGGAUGGGACGGUAUCAUUGCUAAGUGGGAGUUUUCUAGUACUGAUACAAGCCCAUUGCCAAAGAAGCCGCUAUCCAGACUAUGGAGGCGAUCUUAGCAUGCAGAAAGAUGCUAUUGGAGUACACACUGAUUGAAAAUUCCAAAUCUCAAGUAGGUCUGUUCAUGUUCUUUCUGCAUAUCGACAUGUAGCCGUGUACUCUGGUUGUCCCUAACGGGAUAGUCCAAUGGCGCGAUAGGUCAGAAUGUCGCGAGUUCAAAUCUUACUGGUUGCCUAGUUGAGCAUUUG